Molecule: messenger RNA, 1842 nt
Organism: Cannabis sativa
Lineage: Eukaryota; Viridiplantae; Streptophyta; Magnoliopsida; Rosales; Cannabaceae
Product: ethylene-responsive transcription factor ERF061
Exons: 1
Coding region: 456-1472 (338 amino acids)
Biological process (GO): regulation of DNA-templated transcription
Molecular function (GO): DNA binding; DNA-binding transcription factor activity
Source: RefSeq, a predicted model, not a curated record
ACAGAUAGAAAGGUUAAAAAAAAGUUCAUGAAAAGCACAAACCACUACAGCUAUAAAUACACAUAUAUGGCUUAAGAAACCAAAACUCAGUCUUCAAUCACAGUGUAAAAUCAAAAUCUUUUUCCCAACAACAAAAUAUUUUCUUUUCCUUUCUCUCUCUCUCUUUUUCCUCAUAAACCAAAAGCUCUUCCUUAUCUUCUUCCUCAAAUUACUAAAGGGUAUCACUUGUUUUUGAAAGUUCACAACUUUUGCUUUCUUUUCCUUUUGUUCAUUCAAAUCCAAGUCCCCCCUUUUGGUGGAUUUUCAUUUUAUAAUCUAAAAUUCUCCAACCUUUUGGGAAAAAGGAGUUUGAAUUUUUUAUUGCCCUUUUGUUUAAUUCAACUCUUGAUUCCUUUUCUUUCUUUUUUUAAUCUCCAAUUUUCCUGGAAAAUAAAGUUAAAGAAGUGGCUAUAAUCAUGGACAGAAUGCUUGAUAAUCAUUCAGCUUUAUCAUUUAGUGAAGGUAUGGAUAUCAGAUCAUCUCUAUCAAAUCUCAUAUUAGCAGGUGGAACAAACACCUUAGAUUCCAUUUUCUCACACUGCUGUGGCACCACCACCACCACAACCCCAUCUUGCUCGACGGCAACCGCGGCAACCGCCAACCCGGUUUUCGAGUCACUAGGUUCCUCAGUCUACCAUAGACAAAGAGACCUUGUUCAAAAGUUCAGCUCAGGAAACAAGGCCAACUUCAAUGCCUAUUCUAGCUUUUACCAGACCAACCCAAUUCAAGAUUCAGUCCAUGUAUCAAAUUUCAUGGCUGUUCCUUUCAAGAAAAAGCUUUACAGAGGAGUUAGACAGAGGCAUUGGGGGAAAUGGGUAGCUGAGAUUAGACUUCCUCAGAAUAGAAUGAGAGUCUGGUUAGGCACUUACGAAACAGCCGAGGCUGCAGCCUAUGCUUAUGAUAGGGCUGCAUAUAAGCUCAGAGGUGAGUAUGCUAGACUCAAUUUUCCCAAUCUUAAGGACCCAAGAAUUUUGGGAUUUGAAGAUUGGACUAAGCUGAAUACUCUGAAGAACUCAGUUGAUGCAAAGAUUCAAGCUAUUUGUCAGAAAGUGAAGAAAAACAAAGCUAAGAAAUCAAUGAUGAAGAAGAUUAAGAAUAAGACUAACAACAGCAGCAGGAGCAGCAGUACUACUACAGAGCAUGAUUUUUCUGGUGAGGAUAGUAAAGGGAGUGAUUGUUCUAAAGCUACAGCAACAACAUUUGAUUCAUCUUAUUCUUCAUUUUCGCCUCUGUUUUUUGGGGAUAAUUUGGAUCAGGAGAUAGUUUCUCCAGCUGUGUCUGAAGAUGGAUUUUGGAAGUGUGAGAAUUCACCUUCCUCUGUUUUAACUCAAUGUCCUGUUUCAGUGUCAGAGGAUUCCAUGUUUGAAGACUGUUCUCUUGCUCGAAUUCCCUCUUUCGAUCCUGAAUUGAUCUGGGAAGUUCUUGCUAAUUGAGAACUGAGUUUCUUUCUUUCUCUUCAAAAGAAAAAUUAGUGAAAGCUUAUGCUCUGUUUUUCUUUUUCUUUUUUCCUUUUGUUGUUUUAUGUUUAUUUUUAGAGUUUUAUUAAAUUGUAAAGGCUAGGUUUUUGGUGCUGAACUGAAAUGUUUUGUUGCUUUUUUAGACUAUUUAAUUAGUGAACUAGUGAAGUUAUUGCUGUGCCUCAUUUUGUACGAAGGCAUUAAGAAUGGCCUUAGUGUCAAUUGCUAAUCACAUAAAUAAGUCUAUGGCCUUAGUGUCAAUUGCUAAUAACAUAAAUAAGUCUAUGGCCUUUUAAAUAUUUAUAUUUCUUCUAUUUGAAAUAAUAAUUCUGAGUAAUUUCAUGUA